This is a messenger RNA of Vicia villosa (hairy vetch), 1230 nucleotides long. RefSeq names its product protein FAR1-RELATED SEQUENCE 5-like. Lineage: Eukaryota; Viridiplantae; Streptophyta; Magnoliopsida; Fabales; Fabaceae. The record is from RefSeq and is a predicted model, not a curated record. Bases 1 to 1230 code for a protein of 409 amino acids. Gene Ontology annotation, biological process: regulation of DNA-templated transcription. The transcript has 4 exons.
AUGUUUAAAUCUCGAUUUGAAAUUUUACCAUGGGCACAUGCUACUGGUAAACAAUAUGACAUUAUUGUUGUCACUAUUCGUUCAAAUGCUGCUAAUGAAAUACCAGGGAGGAAGAAUAAAUUGAUUAUAGAUUGUGAGAGAGAAGGAAAUUACAAAAGAAUGAAUAAAUCCUGCGAAAGCACUAAUUCCUUAGAAGGCCUUUAUAGUAUGAAUGUUAAAUGUCUGUUUAGGCUGAGAUCUGUUCCAAGUGGUAUCGGUUGGAAGGUGAUGGUUAGAUACGCGAUGCACAAUCAUAAACUAUCCAAUGAUUUGGAAGGCAAUGACAUAUUGGUCCGUCUAAAAGAUCAUGAUAGAAAGUCUGUGAAUGAAAUGACGGAAUACAAUAUGGCUGCAAGGUACAUAGUUGCUGCUUUGAAAGACAAAAGUAUAGAAAAUCUCAUGAGUGUUACUCAGGUGCAUACAUCUAGAGCUACAUACAGAACAAGCAAGAGAGGUGCAUUGACAGAAAUGCAGAUGUUGUUGAGCCUUAUUCAUCAAGAGAAAUACAUGUGUUGGACUAGAAAUAUGGACAACUCAUAUGUUGUAGCUGAUAUCUUUUGGACACAUCCUAAUUCUGUGAAAUUGCUGAAUAUGUUUCAUUUGGUGUUGAUUUUUGAUUGCACAUACAAGACAAACAUGUACCAGAUACAACUACUUGAGAUUGUUGGUGUUAGGUCAACGAAAUUGACAUUUUCAGUUGCCUUUGGGUGUUUGGAGCAUGAAAGGGAGGAGUAUUUAUCAUGGACAUUUGAGAAGCUCAAAGAGUUGUUCUCUUCGGAAAAAUUGCUACCAAAGGUUGUGGUGGCAGAUAGAGAACUUGCAUUGAUGAAUGCCAUGGAAUCUGUGUUCCCAAAUGCAACACACUUGUGGUGUUCGUUCCAUAUUUCAAAUAAUGUGAGCAUGAAAUAUAGAGAGGUGGAGUCUGCUCAUUGGAGACUAAAAAACAUGUUGACUACAAGCCACCGAGAAUUAUGCCGAAGUUGGGAUGUUGUGAACACCAUGUUUAAGUUGCAGCUAGGUUCAAUCAGAGUGUCGUUUCAAAAAAAGCAUGAGAUCACUCAUGAUGAGAGUAGUAUAAAGUGGGUUUUAGAAAUAGAGUGUGAAGAGUUAAAGACAUAUUUUAGCUCACUGGAUAUUGUAAGUCAGAGGGUGUUGAAGAAAAAGGUUCGGGAACUAUACACCCAUCCAUAA